AUGGCCACUCAUACCAUCCGCAAAGUCGUCUACUCUGCCUAUGGCGGUCCCUCCAACGUGAGCGUCGUCACGGCUCAAAUACCCCCUCCAGCAAAAAACGAAGUCCAGGUCGAUGUCAUCUACUCAGGCUUCUCUGGCGCCGACAUCCAGAUGCGACUUGGCACAUACCCCAUGCAAAAAGCGGCACCUUUGACACCCGGCUACUGCUUCGUUGGUCGCGUCAGCUCUAAUGGGGUCAACUCCUCCAAAUUCCGCCCUGGUCAGCUCGUUGGCGCUCUUAGCGUGUACGACGCUGAGGCUCAGAAGAUCAAUAUCCUCGAAAAGUAUUUGAUCGCUAUUCCUGAUCGAGUUGAUCUGCAACAGGCGGUCGCUGCUUUCCUCGACUGGAACACUGCUUACGGUCUUGUUCAUCGCGCGACAAAUUUGGUUGGCAAAGGUCAGCGCGUCUUCAUCCAUUCCAUCAGUGGAGCUGUUGGCUAUGCCAUUAUGACCCUCUGCCUGCUUGAGGGCGCUGAAGUCUACGGCACCGCUUCAGAGCGCAACCAUGAGUCUCUUCGCCAGCUCGGAGUGACGCCCUUUACGUAUGCCAACAAGAACUGGGUCAGCGAAAUGAAGCAGCGCGGUGGCGCACACGUAGUCUAUGACCCAAUUGGUUUUGAGCACUACAAUGAUUCAUGGGACAUUCUCAUCACCGACGAGCCCUCGCGUCUUGUCGGUUUUGGUGGUAACAUGAACAUCCUCCAGGGCGACGACGCCAAACCGCGAUCGCAGUAUGUCGGAAUGGCCAAGCUACUGGCGAAGAAUGGUUGCUUGUUUACCAAAAGAAGCACAUCCUUCUACUACAUUGACCGCGAUCGUGCGACAUUCAUGGAAGAUCUUCAAGCUGUUAUGAACCUUCUCAUUGAUGGAAAGGUUGAGGUACCGAUCAAGAAGGUCUGGGAUUUGGAGAACGUGCGGGAGACCCAUGAGACUUGGGGUAAGGUCCCUGGAAUGGGAUCAUGCUUGAUCCGUGUGGACCCCAAUGCUCCUUGA
Messenger RNA from Fusarium musae, 1032 nucleotides. RefSeq lists its product as uncharacterized. Gene Ontology annotation, cellular component: mitochondrion. The record is from RefSeq and is a predicted model, not a curated record. The transcript has a single exon. Gene Ontology annotation, molecular function: oxidoreductase activity. NCBI's taxonomy places the organism in Eukaryota, Fungi, Ascomycota, Sordariomycetes, Hypocreales, Nectriaceae. The coding region runs from base 1 to 1032 and encodes 343 amino acids.